Molecule: messenger RNA, 2741 nt
Organism: Oncorhynchus kisutch (coho salmon)
Lineage: Eukaryota; Metazoa; Chordata; Actinopteri; Salmoniformes; Salmonidae
Product: UBA-like domain-containing protein 1
Exons: 3
Coding region: 229-723 (164 amino acids)
Molecular function (GO): protein binding
Source: RefSeq, a predicted model, not a curated record
UGGCAGGACUUUUGCGGCAUACAAAUCCCAUUUGCAGUGCUUUGUCUUCACUGGCUGCCGGCUGGCGUCACUCAAGGGGCACUACUGCUCCUACAGUAAAUAUUUGUGUUUUCUCAACCGGUUGUGAUGGUGAACGACUGAGACUGAAAAGAGAGGAAUAAAACCACGAAUAUCAAAGUCUAGACACAAUACUACGAGACGCGAGUAGGAAUAAAGCUUCAGCGCAAAAUGGAUGAGCUCAAACACCAAGUAAUGAUAAACCAGUUCGUCUUGACAGCGGGUUGUGCUGCAGAUCAGGCAAAGCAGCUUUUGCAAGCAGCACAUUGGCAAUUUGAGACUGCCCUCAGUGCCUUUUUUCAAGAAACGAAUAUUCCAUACGGUCACCAUCAUCAAAUGAUGUGCACCCCAGCUAACACACCGGCCACCCCACCCAACUUCCCUGACGCCCUCACCAUGUUCUCCCGGCUGAAGGCCUCAGAGAGCUUCACCACCAGCAGCCCCAUGGCCUCCAUGGCCACCUCUCCCCCUCCUCCACACGAUUGCUGGGGCGUGCCACCGCCCCCCAUGCCCAUGAGCGGCCCACAGGGUCAGGGACUCUGGAUUCAGGGGGAGCCACCCUCCCACCCCGCAGCCUGGCCCACGGGGGUCACCAUUAACCCCCACACCCACCAACACCCGGCCACUGAACAGAAGGCGAGUGUGGCCAUGGAGGCCGAGAGAUGAGGGGCCAGGACUGGAUGGCCCUGGGGGGAGGAAGGGAGAGGAUGGGAGGGUGGAGACAAAGACAGCUACGUAAACCAAGAAAAACCAAGCAACUACAUAAUGUGGACAUUUCAACAAGAGGUGGAGAAAAUGAUUCAAAUAAGGAAUCAAAAGGAAAACAUUUUAAUGGAAAAAGCAGUGCACACACUUAGCAAUAAGAGAGCAACUGAAAUCUUUGUUAGUUUGUUUUUCUUCUCUCUCAGUAAAUGUAUAGAUAAGACAAAGAAAUGUAUGGAACUAAAGGUAAUCACCAUCAUGCUGAUGUUUUCUGACAUUUAAAAGGCAGCAACUGUUUCUUCUCUUGUUCUUCUUCUUUUCUUUUUGUCUGUCCAUCCAGUGUUUUCCCUCUACUGGGGACCUGUGAUAAGAAGUGUUUGUGUUGCAUGGAGAGAGAGAAUCUGUCCAUCCAGUGUUUUCCCUCUACUGGGGACCUGUGAUAAGAAGUGUUUGUGUUGCAUGGAGAGAGAGAAUCUGUCCAUCCUGUGUUUUCCCUCUACUGGGGACCUGUGAUAAGAAGUGUUUGUGUUGCAUGGAGAGAGAGAAUCUGUCCAUCCAGUGUGUUCCCUCUACUGGGGACCUGUGAUAAGAAGUGUUUGUGUUGCAUGGAGAGAGAGAAUCUGUCCAUCCAGUGUUUUCCCUCUACUGGGGACCUGUGAUAAGAUGUGUUUGCGUUGCAUGGAGAGAGUGAAUCUGUCCAUCCAGUGUGUUCCCUCUACUGGGGACCUGUGAUAAGAUGUGUUUGCGUUGCAUGGAGAGAGAGAAUCUGUCCAUCCAGUGUUUUACCUCUACUGGGGACCUGGGAUAAGAAGUGUUUGUGUUGCAUGGAGAGAGAGAAUCUGGCAGUGUAAAGUUUUACUCUAGUAUUCUCAACAUGUGUCUGUGUGCAGUGUAACCGUCAUGCACACUUACACACUCAACUAGCGAGCAGAAGAAACAGUGACAUAGUUUUCAUUACCCAUCGGAAGGUGGAACUCUUCUUACCUCACCUGGUGGUCACCUGACUUUUUUCAGCCUAUCAGGGAUUCUCAACUGUUUGACAAUGCAGAACAUUUUUUUAAACUGAUUGUAAUUUUUCAACUCUGGUAUUUUCUCAUGACGAUGACACUGUUCACUGCUAUAGCUUUUCUUUCCAACGAAGGGUGAUGCUUUACUAUUAACCUGUUCUGGAAGUUAGAACAGGCCACUGCAAUGGUUCUGCAGAUUUGGGUAUUAUAUAAAAAUCAUGGUUUGAUAUAUUAAAGUUCAUGUUUUCUUGGUGGGAGGGAUGGAUGGGGUUUUGGAGGAUUCGAGAGUGGGCGGGAUUUGUUUAUGUUGUGUUUGGGAAGAGCCAAUCGGAGAAGCUAAAAAUAAAUCUACAGAAAAAACAGACUACUAUAAAUACAUUGACCAUUUGUAAAGCAGAACUUGCCACUUUGCAUGAGGGAUACUGUCUUGUAGCAAACACUUGAAACCGAGACGUGUUUCUGGCUGUUGGCGCAGGGGAUACUACAUGGUUUAUCCCUCUGAUUUAUAAUUUGUAUAGCAGCAUAAUACAACUGGUUAUGAUCACACGUGUACUGUGAUCCUGCCUAUAGCAGAUUAUGUAAAGCAUUGAUUUAAGACAAUAUUCACAUGCAGGGUCAGCCCCGUUCAGUUUUGUUGUCCUUGGGUUAUUUCAAUUGAAUAAAGAAUAUAAAAUAAACCCAGCUAGAAAUCUUUGUUUAUGUAAGUUCUUUUUUUAGGCAGAACAUUUUCAGGAAAAUAUCAUUCUAAUUCUGAGUAAACCAUCUUUAAUUUGACUAAAAGGAUGUUUCAGUUCAUCCCUUUUCCAUCAUUUUUGUUUGAAUCUGGGAAUCUUGGGAUGGCCUAUACCUGAAUGGUUUCUCAGUGUUAUAUUUCCCCCUGUGUGACUGUAUUACCAUUCCCACAAUAUUUGUGGACUACCUGAUAAUUAACUUAGCAUUUUUUGUGUUCCUAAAUAAAUAUUGUAUGUCAACCUA